This is a messenger RNA of Hermetia illucens (black soldier fly), 1416 nucleotides long. RefSeq lists its product as uncharacterized. Lineage: Eukaryota; Metazoa; Arthropoda; Insecta; Diptera; Stratiomyidae. Bases 220 to 1416 code for a protein of 398 amino acids. The transcript has 3 exons. The record is from RefSeq and is a predicted model, not a curated record.
GAAAGAGAAAAGUUCCAAAACUUUGGGGAUCUUUCGGGAACAUCAUCGAACACACCCACCGCUGCUUACAAGGAGCAUUUGAGCAAUAAUUUGCCAGGCUAUUCCUAUUUACCAAACUAUGAGACUGACGGGCCUGCCUCAUUGAAUCCAAGAUAUACGCCAAUCACUCAACAAUAUAGUUCCAGUACGGACGAGGGUUGCGACACGGAUCACGGAGAAAUGGAUGAAGCACCUCCCACAGUUCCGGCGCCAAUGCAACGUCUCAAUUCGUAUGCAAGCAGUAGCUCAUCGAGUGGUGUGGUGACAAAUUUUCAUUCGAAGAGUCUAAGCCAGAAUUUGAGCUGUGAAUCGUCUAGAAGUAAUUUUUCAACGUUUGAAAGUUUAGAUUUGAAUCUCUCAGACUGUAGCAGCGAUUUAGCAGGCAGUCUUCCAUCCUGUGCAACAAGUGUUACAGCGGCCACCGAAAUGGACUCCUCUAUAAUGAUUAGUUCGUCUGCACUGCCACCUUGCGUUUACGUUUCAAUGUCGACGAAGUCACCUUGCUCUUUUUCACGACAUAAUCCUUUAGGAAAUCAUCAUCAACAUAGCACAAAACGAUGCAGAGCUGUAACGAGAUCGCCUGUGGAUUUUCGGGAAGGCCGUAGAGCCAGUGACGCUCUUGUGGCACAAGGUAUUCUACAUUCACAUUCAGAGCAUCCGUUGAACAUGGGUGUUGCAUUUAAUAGCCAACGCCUACAUGAAGCAUGCAAGGCUAAAGGAGUACUUGAAUUGCAUGUCCUCCAAAAGGAGGCGGCACAACUGAAAACUCAAUAUCAAUCAAAUGUUCCACCCGAUGAAAUGACGGUUCGUCAAAUUCAACACAGUCAAUUUCACGUGAAUCCGAAUAAACCCAAUGUGGAUUUCAACAUGUUAUUUCACACUCUCAAACAGGCUGAUUAUCUUACAGCUAAGCCCAAUGAUAUGUCUAAUUUUAUUAACUACAUGAAGUCGGACGCUAACAAACAUGAUCGAGAUUAUAAAGAGUCGAGUGCUACCAGCGGGGCCCAGAAACCGCCUCUCCAGCAGCAGUUGAUGCAACAUCGACUGCUUCAACAGAAACGGCAAAUCUUCCAGAAGCAAGUAGGGCAUGAAUCGAGCCUGAGUCGUCGUCAAAUGCUACGACAACAAAGCUACAAGAUUGCUCAGCAAACGCAAAUCUUGCCACCUUUACCGCUUAGCGAGACCGUAUCAGUAUCCAGCGCCAUUGGACCACCUUGUACAACCUUGCACACCCCAAUAGAAUUAGUACCUACAACAUGGUAUACAGGCAUUCUUAUCUCUGCAUAUGAUAUGUUGUUGAUGUCAACUGAUACAGAGCGGUUUCGAUUGAUUGUCCUGCUCGUUAAUCAUGUUGUUCUGAAUCGUCUAGAAUCUUAA